GGCAGGUUUCCUGUCAAGGGAGCCACGUGCUGCCGAAAACCGCUCCCUCCCCUGCGGGCCGCUGUCUCGCCCGCCCGCGCAUCCAUCACAGGCGAGAACCGGAGUUUGGAGGUAGACGAGCAGGCGAGCGGUUUGCCCGGGCGCAGAGCAUGAAGGCCGGGCGGGCGCGGGGAGCGGGCGCCCGCCGCCCGGCGCGGGGGUGAGUGAGAGAGAGAGAGCGGAGCGCGUGUGGCCGGCGCCGCUCGGCCGGGAGCUCCCGCGCCCGCGCCCCGCGCCCCGCGCCCGCCGCCGCCGCCCCUGGUGCGAUGGCGCAGAAACCCCGUUGACAAGGCACUGCUUUUUCAUGACGGCCUUACAUGCAUGUGGCACAACAUUCAGAAGAUACAAAAGGACAUUUGUCAUGGAUGAUGAUGACGACUCGUGUCUCCUUGAUCUUAUUGGAGACCCACAAGCAUUGAACUAUUUUCUGCAUGGACCUAGUAAUAAAUCUAGCAAUGAUGACUUGACUAAUGCAGGAUAUUCUGCAGCCAAUUCAAAUUCAAUUUUCGCCAACUCUAGUAAUGCUGAUCCUAAGUCAUCCCUCAAAGCUGUGAGCAACCAGCUUGGAGAAGGGCCCAGUGAUGGACUGCCACUUUCAAGUAGCCUUCAGUUUCUUGAAGAUGAACUUGAGUCUUCUCCUCUUCCUGAUCUCAGUGAGGACCAACCUUUCGACAUUCUUCAAAAAUCCUUGCAGGAGGCCAAUAUCACUGAACAGACGUUGGCAGAAGAGGCAUAUUUGGAUGCCAAUAUAGGUUCAAGCCAACAGUUUGCACAAGCUCAGCUUCAUCCUUCUUCAUCAGCAUCCUUUACUCAGGCUUCUAAUGUUUCUAAUUACUCAGGUCAGACGCUGCAGCCUAUAGGGGUGACUCACGUGCCUGUUGGAGCAUCGUUUGCAAGCAAUACAGUGGGUGUGCAACAUGGCUUUAUGCAACACGUGGGGAUCAGUGUUCCCAGCCAGCAUUUAUCCAAUAGCAGUCAGCUUAGCAGUUCUGGUCAAAUACAGUUAAUUGGGUCAUUUGGUAAUCAACCUUCCAUGAUGACUAUUAAUAACCUAGAUGGAUCUCAAAUCAUAUUGAAGGGCAGCGGGCAGCAAGCCCCAUCAAAUGUGAGUGGAGGGCUUCUGGUUCAUAGACAGACUCCUAAUGGUAACUCCUUGUUUGGGAACUCAAGUUCCAGUCCCGUAGCACAGCCUGUUACCGUUCCGUUUAACAGCACAAAUUUUCAGACAUCUUUACCUGUGCAUAACAUCAUCAUACAAAGGGGUCUUGCACCAAAUUCAAAUAAAGUUCCAAUUAAUAUCCAGCCAAAGCCUAUCCAGAUGGGUCAGCAAAGUACGUACAAUGUGAACAAUCUGGGAAUGCAGCAGCAUCACGUGCAACAAGGCAUCUCUUUUGCCUCUGCAAGUUCACCCCAGGGCUCAGUAGUUGGUCCACACAUGUCUGUGAACAUCGUCAACCAACAGAACGCAAGAAAACCAGUCACCUCACAGGCAGUGAGCAGCGCUGCAGGCAGUAUUGUCAUUCAUUCUCCCAUGGGCCAACCUCACACACCCCAAAGUCAGUUCCUCGUACCUACAAGCCUUUCUGUCAGUUCCAACUCGGUACACCACGUCCAGACCAUAAAUGGGCAAAUUCUUCAGACUCAACCUUCUCAGCUCAUUUCUGGCCAAGUGGCCUCAGAACAUGUCAUGCUGAACAGAAACUCUUCCAACAUGCUCAGGACCAACCAACCAUAUUCCGGACAGAUGCUUAACAACCAGAACACCGCCGUCCAGUUAGUGUCUGGGCAGACAUUUGCUGCCUCUGGAAGUCCAGUGAUAGUCAAUCAUGCCUCUCCUCAGAUUGUUGGUGGACAGAUGCCCUUGCAGCAGGCGUCACCAACAGUAUUACACCUGUCACCUGGGCAGAGCAGCGUCUCCCAAGGAAGACCGGGCUUCACCGCCAUGCCCUCGGUGACGAGCAUGUCGGGACCUAGUCGGUUCCCUGUCAGCUCAUCCAGCACUGCCCAUCCUAGUCUUGGGUCUGCGGUUCAGUCAGGUGCAUCAGGAUCGAACUUCACAGGAGAUCAGCUGGCCCAGCCAAACAGGACUCCAGUACCGGUCAGUGUGUCUCAUCGUCUUCCAGUUUCUUCUUCCAAAUGUACCAGCACCUUCAGUAAUGCACCUGGAGCAGGAACCCAGCAACAGUUCUUCUGUCAGGCUCAGAAAAAAUGUUUGAAUCAGACUUCGCCCAUUUGUGCUUCCAAGACCCCAGACGGCCUGCGGCAAGCACAGAUUCCUGGUCUCUUGAGCACCGCACUGCCAGGGCAGGAUUCUGGAAGCAAAGCUAUACCAGCGUCCUUAGGAACCACACAACCACAGCAGGAAAAAGUUGGAUCGCCGGCUGGCCAGCCCACGGUGCAGGUGGACGGUCAUCCGGGAGGACAGAAGAGGCCUGCUGCAAAACAACUCACUAAGGGAGCUUUCAUUCUCCAGCAGCUACAGAGGGACCAAGCCCACGCGGUGACGCCUGAUAAAAGUCAGUUCCAGUCACUGAGUGACGCAGUACAGCGGCUGCUCUCCUACCACGUGUGCCAGGGCUCCAUGCCCACUGAGGAGGACUUGAGGAAAGUUGACAAUGAAUUUGAAACAGUUGCCACUCAGCUCCUUAAAAGGACCCAAGCUAUGCUUAACAAAUACAGAUGCCUGCUCCUGGAAGACGCCAUGCGGAUCAAUCCCUCUGCUGAGAUGGUGAUGAUCGAUAGAAUGUUCAACCAGGAGGAAAGAGCAUCUCUGUCCCGAGACAAGCGCCUGGCACUGGUGGACCCUGAGGGUUUUCAAGCUGAUUUCUGUUGUUCCUUCAAACCUGAUAAAGCUGCUCAGGAGACGCAGUUUGGCAGGAGUGACCAGCAUGGUGGUAAAACAACCAGCUCUCUCCAUCUGACGGCCAAGGCCCAAAGCAGAGACCGAGCCAAACCAGGCAUGGCAGAACCAGUGAAUCAUGACCAAUUUCAUCCAGUGCCUAACCACAUCGUGGUCUCUGCAGAAGGAAACAUUUCUAAAAAAACUGAAUGCCUCGGCAGAGCACUGAAAUUUGACAAAGUGGGCUUAGUUCAGUACCGGAGUGCGUCCGAAGAGAAAACCAGCCGGAGAGACACCCUGAAGGGCAGCGAGUGCGCUCCCCUCCCCGAAGGGCCCCGGAAAAUCUCGUCGAGACCGGAUCAUGGUACUGAGAGCAAACUCUCGAGUACACUAGCAGAUUCUCACUUGGAGAUGACGUGUAACAAUUCCUUCCAGGACAAAACUCUGAGGAAUUCUCCAAAGAAUGAAGUUUUACACACAGACAUCAUGAAAGGGUCGGGCGAGCCCCAGCCAGAUCUCCAGCUCACUAAGAGUUUGGAAACAACAUUUAAAAACAUCUUGGAACUCAAAAAGGCUGGGCGGCAGACCCAGAGUGACCCCACCAUUAGCGGCUCUGUUGAGUUGGAUUUCCCCAACUUUUCUCCAAUGGCUUCGCAGGAAAACUGCCUGGAAAAGUUCAUCCCGGACCACAGUGAAGGCGUUGUAGAGACUGACUCCAUUUUAGAAGCAGCUGUAAAUAGUAUCCUAGAGUGUUAAUAGCAGCAGCCCUGCCCCUGCCCCGCCCAUACCCCGCCCCGGACACAUUAGUCUUUCCUGGCAAAAGCAAAUGGAACCGGUCUCCUGUCUCCAGAACUGCUUGAUCCUUCAUCACAGGUUAUCCUUUCUAAUCUCAACCCCGUUCUUUGUUUAAGAGCAAUACUCAUCGUGGUUACAGGGAGAUCCUUUCGUAAAAUUAAUCUUUGUUAGAAAGCAGUCUGACAGGCCCUACACAUUUCAAGUGUUCUGAAAGCGCUUUUAGUCUUUUUGUUGUUGUUGUUUACCUGUUUUAUUUUUUUAAAAAAUACUGUAACUCAAUGAGAUCACAGUAUACUUGGCCCUGGGUAAAGUUCUGACAAUCAUAAGUCAUUUGAAAAGAAUAGACUUAUUAAAGAAAAUCAAAUAGGACUGAUAGAAGCUACUUUUUAAAGAAUUUCCUGCUUUAUCUUAAAAUUUUGACUUUUGGGGUUUUUUUUGUUGUUGUUGGAGAGGAGACCACAGGUUCUCCCCUUCAGCCAUCUCUGGGCAGCAGGUUGCUGGCGGCCCCACCAGGGACCGCUCAGCACGGUGGCAGCACCCAAGCAGGGCAUUGGCAGGGCUUCCUCGCUCACUGUCCGAGUGCUUUCCCGAUGCUCCUGGAGCACAACCUCGCGCUCUUUCAGCAGAUCCAUGUUGGAUUUCAUGUGGGCAAUGCUCUGUUCUUAAUGACGUGACUUGAGAUCAUUUCACCAGACUAAAUAAAGGAGAAUGGAAACCAGUUCAUGGCACAGUGUACAGGGGAGGCCGGGAUAGAGCCAUGCGGAAUAUACUAUGUAUAUAUGUAAAAGCAUAUAUAUGUUAACUAUUGAGAAAAAACAAGCAUUUUACCUUUUAUGAUUGGAUAUAGUCAACAUACGAUGUACGUUUUUGUUUGUUGCUGGGUUUUGUUUCAUUUAACCUGUCUUUGCACCCUCUCCCACUGCAAACAGCCAAGUGUCAAAGCACUUUCAUUUGAAAGCAAUGUUGUAAUUUUUCAGUUGAAUCCUUAAGGGGACUUUGGCCUUGUUUCUGCUUCUUGUUGUCUGAGAACAGUAGUCACCUCUAGGAGCAAUCAUUACCAAAACACAAACAAACCAAAGGUACCCAGCCAGCCCACCACGGAAAGGAGAGAUUUGAGACGUGGGAUUCCCACUUGAGAGCCAAAGGACACGCCCUGUCAUGGUUUGUGUUUGGCCUAUGUUCAUAUUAGUGAACAUGACUUGUUGCUUUAUUUAUUUAUAUUUCUUUUCAGGGAGCUUUCCCCAUUUUCCUUUCUUCUGUACCUACCCCAGGUCAUCCCAUUUCUGUUGUUACUACUUUCAUUCUCACUGUCAUUGUAACCAUCAGUUAUGUACUGCCCGUGGGAAAGCUACAUAGUGGUGUUUGACCUGUACACAUGCAUAUGUGAACGUGCCUGAGCUGUUCAGAUCUGAGGUCAUUGUGGUUACAGCAUGUGUGCACGCUCCCCCUUCUGCGUAUGCACUCUCUCACUAAUUCGAUCUCUCUGGCUUCAGAGGUGCGCCCACUGGUCUCCACUCUAACACAUUGCCAGGAUUUGCUUCUGGCUGUCCCGGAAUGGGGAUGACUCCCAUUGUCAUCAUGUUGGACAUUUAUCUUACAGAUUGCCCUGUGAUGGAAAGGAAGGCCUCUGAUUACUAGAAAACACAGCAACAGAAGACCUGUACUCUCCCUGCCCCUUUGUCCCUCCGUGCGAAGGCACCCUGUGAGACAGCCAGUCUUCUUGGAAGCGGAGUACCUUCUCCCCACUUCCACCCCCCACCCCCGCUAAUAGGAAUUGGAAAAUCUGGGCCAUCCUAGGGUCACCAUUUUUUCCUUAUUUGUGCCAAUGCCCAAGUUGCAGAUUUCCCUUUUCCUUUAUUGUAAUGUGUUAGAAAGAUAAGUUGGUGUUGCCAGAUGGAACAUUCUGUUCGGGCAGUGCUAGGGUAACACCCUGCCCAGAACCCCCGAUUUCAUAGGCUGUUCUUCCCUUAGGGUUCAUACCCCCUCAUUCCUAGCAAGACUUAAAGAUAGCCCCUCCUGAUCAAAUUCUUCUCAUUGUGGAACUUUAUACCUGGAAGCCUUCGUGAAGGCUGCUAAUGAGUUACAUUAAUUACUGCAAAUCAGUGGAAUUCUUAAGAGACAAGAUAAGUUUUGUGUACAUUUGUCACACCUCUCCCCUCGCCUGUCCCACUGCCCCGACCCCAGCUUUUCUGUAUACCAUCCAAAAGGGUUUUUAAGCCCUAACAUUGUCUAUCAAAUGGAGAGCCUAAUUUACCAAAAUGAAACUUGUAAAUUUCUGUGUCCUUGUAUGUAAGUUUACUUUUUAUGGAGGAAAGAUUCUGGAUAAUGGCAAAUGAAGAUUACGAAAUGCAUUUUACUCCUGUGAUUAGGUUAUGUGCACACAGGUCAUAACCUGCAUGUCGAGCCCCCUCCAGCAAAGGGUAAGAGAGCUCAGCCUCGGGUGGCCAACAUUCAGUUGUUCAGGUUCAUAGUCAAAGUUAAGUUUUAGAACUACUUGUACUCAGUAACAAAAAUCAUUUUCUUUCUUUCUUUUUCUGUUGUUGUGGAAAAGUGUGGAUUUGUUAUUAAGCAUUUGAUUUUCUGUGUCCUUAAGUACUGCCUAAAGGUAAAGCAAAUUUUAAACUGGCAAUUACGAAAAAAGAACUAUUUUAGCUCUGAAGAAUUUAGUAGACUUUGUUAGAUUAGGGAGGCCUUACAGACUGACUUGACUUCAAAGAGGACGCGUCACUCACUGUCAGUGUGGUGUGGGCUUUAUUUGCUUAAAUACCUUCAUUUGUAUAGUAUGUCUCACUUGAAAUUGCUUUGUAUACAUUUUGUAAAAAUAUUUAUAAAAUGUUUUGUAAAAAAAAGUAUAACAAA
Messenger RNA from Phyllostomus hastatus (greater spear-nosed bat), 6532 nucleotides. It is a transcript of the gene BICRAL, whose product is annotated as BICRA like chromatin remodeling complex associated protein. The coding region runs from base 344 to 3634 and encodes 1096 amino acids. Gene Ontology annotation, biological process: positive regulation of DNA-templated transcription. The record is from RefSeq and is a predicted model, not a curated record. NCBI's taxonomy places the organism in Eukaryota, Metazoa, Chordata, Mammalia, Chiroptera, Phyllostomidae. The transcript is spliced from 14 exons. Gene Ontology annotation, cellular component: SWI/SNF complex.